Zasmidium cellare ATCC 36951 is the source of this 1596-nucleotide messenger RNA. RefSeq lists its product as uncharacterized. Lineage: Eukaryota; Fungi; Ascomycota; Dothideomycetes; Mycosphaerellales; Mycosphaerellaceae. Bases 1 to 1596 code for a protein of 531 amino acids. Gene Ontology annotation, molecular function: oxidoreductase activity, acting on paired donors, with incorporation or reduction of molecular oxygen; monooxygenase activity; iron ion binding. The transcript has 2 exons. The record is from RefSeq and is a predicted model, not a curated record.
AUGGAGAAACUCUGGCUCUGGAUCGGUGCAGCAGGGUUGCUCGCAUUGCUGGUUUACAUCUGGACCUGCAUUUCCUACGACGCGGACCUCCUGCCCAAGGGCCUCGCAUGGGGUGGUUACAAGCUCGGCAGCUGGUUUGUCAUCCCCCGUGCGUCUUUCAGCGAGAUCUGGCUCGGUCAUCGCCUGUUACAGAAGGGAUACGAAGACUACGGGAAACAUGGCCAGCCAUGGCUUGCACCCAAUCGCACCUGGGACCACCAAGUCAUGCUUCCGCCCGAGCAUUCCAGAUGGGUGGUGGACCAGCCCGACAGUGUGCUGCAUCCUUUCAAGCCCUUUCUGACAGACCUCGGUUUCCUCUACUUCUUCCUCCCACCGGAGGGUUUGGGCCAGCAGUGGACUCAUGACUUCAGGAAGAUGGAUUGGGCAGUCGUAGCGGACGACAUAUCCGCCGAGGUGGCUGCCUCUACUCGGCGCUUCCUAGGGAGUCGGCCUGGAGCCACUGUGUCGUUCGAUUUGAACGACACAUUACAGACGAUCUUGUCGAAUGUCGGAACCCGAGUCUUUCUGGGUCCGGAGAUGGCGCAGAAUGAGGAGUUUCUGAAGUUCACCAUGAAGAGGAUGUUUGGGUAUAUUCUCCCUGCAUCUCUCUAUCUCCGGACUAUCACGCCAUUAUAUCUCCAGUACUACUUGUUGUGGCCUCUUUUUCAGCUACCAGUCCGGUACUACGAAUGGAGAGUUCGGAGGUCUCUACGUCCUAUUAUCAAAAGCUACCUCGCCGCAGCGCAAACCGCUAAAGACGAAGGCAAAGAGUUGAAGGCGCCCACGAUCCUCGAGACUAUUGCCCGUAUCGCGGUCGAGUCCCCUGAUCCCAGAGACCAUCGACCCGAUAAACUCACCCGUCGAGUACUCAUGUACAGCUUAUUCGAGGGACUCAACGUCGGCAUUCAGGUACUCGCUACCAUCGCCAUCAGCACUUUGCCACUUAUCCUAAUCGACGGCCCAGACCUCUGGAAUCGUCUACGCGCCGAAGCUGAAGCUGUCCAGGCCACGGGACCGUGGACAAAAACCUCUGUCAGCCGUCUCGUCCUUCUGGACAGUGUCUUACGGGAAGGCGCACGCUUGACACCCGUCAAAGUUCGUAACAUCGAGAGAAUGGUCGCCGCAGAGGAAGGCGUCACCUUACCUAACGGGCUGCAUGUGCAGCGCGGAGUGGCCGUUGGCCUGCCAAGCAGCCAAAUCCAUACCGACGACCAAUUCUAUCCAGAUGGCGAGAAGUUCAUUGCAGACCGAUUCGUGGGGAAAGAAGGAGAGACUUUCGCGAGUGUGAGUCAAACAUACCAAGUCUUUGGUAUUCGGGGAAAACACGUUUGUCCAGGGAGAUUCGUCGCCGCACACCUUGUGAAGGUGUUUUUUGCGUACCUGGUCCUUCAUUACGACUUUGACCAGCUGAAAAAACAGCCAGGGGGCUUGUGGAUUUCGGAUCACUACUUCCCGAGUACUGUCACUGUGACAUGUCGACGACGGGAACAAGAGGGUGAUGUGAAGGGGAAGUCUGAAGAACACGAUCUUGUGACUGGGAAGGAGAAAGCGGCUUGA